AAAGAUUACGGACUUUGUCGUGACAGUCAUGGCUUCUCGGAAUCCGUGGCGAUCGCAACGCAGCUGGACGAGAUUUUGUAGGAUUCAAGUUCCUAUAGAGGGCGAACUUGCCCAGUGCAUCUGGCACUGAUCACGCCCGGGGGAGAAACGCUUUUCGAGGGCUGCCCGUUUGGUUCGCUGUAUCCGGAUGAUUCGGCGACAUUUUAUUGCCAAGAAGCGGGCAGGCAAGCUGAACUCGGCAACACAGCCGAGCACAGCACAGCACAGCACAGCAUCCGAUGGUGGAAUGACCCGAGUGAGGUGUGUCGCGAGGGCUGCCUUGUCCCACCCAACUCAUUUACUUCCCCUUGCACGGCGUGUGAAGAACACGAACAGAAAGCGCUCCCUCAGGCCAUAUAUUUCGCAUGUCAUCCUUCUUUCUCCCUUUCUCGCUCGCCACCACCCCUUCAUUCUUCUUCCUUUUCCUUUUCCUCGCCUCUCCACCUCUCUUGAACCGUCCGUCCCGUCCGUCCCGUCCGUCCCGUCUUGUCGGCCGGGCGCAUGAAACGGACGGAUGGUCAUGGAGACAUGGAGAGACCCUUGAGGGAGCCAGGUAGUCGUCGGGGCUCCAUAGUUGCUGUCCACGUGGCACCACAGCUAGAAAACCCGGCGCUUUGCGGAGUGAGAGUGAUAGAUAGAGAGUGGAAGUAGGGGCGCGAGUGAGAGUGGGAUGAAUACAAAUAGGUAUGGAUCUUUGCUUCGUUGACUACGGUAUCUCCGAAGCCAGAGUUUCGUACCAGUCAUUCCAUAAGGCAUGAGGCUGGCAUGCCCCUGCCGUCUCCUUUUUUCUCUUUUUUUUUCCUGUCUUAUUUCAGCACCUACGAAAGUAUAACGACACUAGCUUCGGGGUAAUGCGGUGUGGGGGUCUCAAAUCAGGGACGCAGAGGCAGCAAAGAAAGGCGGUGUUGGUGUUGGCCAAGCUGAAGCCCCU
Molecule: messenger RNA, 970 nt
Organism: Sodiomyces alkalinus F11
Lineage: Eukaryota; Fungi; Ascomycota; Sordariomycetes; Glomerellales; Plectosphaerellaceae
Exons: 1
Coding region: 405-596 (63 amino acids)
Source: RefSeq, a predicted model, not a curated record